AUGUACGAUAAAGGGCGUUUUAAAGACGUGGAAGAUGCUGCCAAAGACGGCAUGGAAACUGUUAAGGACACGAUGACAUCCGCUUUUAACACAGCAGAGAACAGUGUGAGCAACGCUAUGGGCAAAAUCGGGGAAACAUUUAAUUUUGCAACAUCGAACGCCAAAGAUCAAAUGAACCACAUAAAUGAAUCCGUCAAAUCUGAAGCUACCAACGCUGUGGACGCUGUUGCCGAAGACAUUUCCGAAGCUGAAACUGUGUUGCUAUCAGAAGCUGACAAUGUUAAAGAUGCCGUCCAGGAUAAUAUGAAUGAAGCCAGUGAUGAGGUCAAUUCUAUGAGCAAUGACGUAUCUGAUAAGUGUACGGAAUUAAAGAACGAAAUGAACCUGAAAAUCGAAGAAAUCGACCAGUCCUUUGACAUGUUAGGAGACAGUGUUGCCAAAACAGAAGAAAAGGUGGAAGAAAUCCUGAAUAACAGCACCCCAACCUCGUCGCCCACGAAGGAACUUAAGAAGGAGGAGUAAGUGGUCAGAUUGAACCCCCAACAAAAUGGGAAGCAGCCGCUGACGCAAUCAUCCUCAGAAAAAACAGCACGUUUGAUUUUCAGGAUAGCGACGCCGAAAGAAAGUUUCCAAUUCCUGAAAACCUUCCAGAUAUCGAGGAAAUUGAAAAACAAAAAGACUUGCACAUAAUCAAGGAUUUCAUUAUAAGUGAUUUAGAUAACAAGCAACAAUAAAAUAAUUUAAAAUUAGUUCAGGAAAAUUAUACAUAAAU
This is a messenger RNA of Brassicogethes aeneus, 772 nucleotides long. The record is from the annotation of a GenBank genome assembly. Lineage: Eukaryota; Metazoa; Arthropoda; Insecta; Coleoptera; Nitidulidae.